This is a messenger RNA of Diospyros lotus (date-plum), 696 nucleotides long. Its product is annotated as putative E3 ubiquitin-protein ligase XBAT31. Gene Ontology annotation, molecular function: protein binding. The record is from RefSeq and is a predicted model, not a curated record. The transcript is spliced from 7 exons. The coding region runs from base 1 to 696 and encodes 231 amino acids. NCBI's taxonomy places the organism in Eukaryota, Viridiplantae, Streptophyta, Magnoliopsida, Ericales, Ebenaceae.
AUGGCUGAGAUCAGUUUUGAGGAUCUUAUUGAAGUUGGGGCAAAUAUUUUGAUGUUUGAUUCAAGCCAUGGGAGGACCUGUUUGCACUAUGCUGCUUAUUAUGGCCAUUUUGAUUGCCUACAGGCCAUUCUCUCUGCUUCUUGUUCUUCUCGUAUUGUAGCCUCUUGGGGUUAUGCCCAGUUUGUAAAUAUUAUAGAUGAUAAAGGAGCAACACCUUUGCACUUGGCGGCCCGACAAAGACGAUCGGAAUGCAUCCAUAUUCUCUUAGACAAUGGAGGUCUGGUCUGUGCUUCAAUUGGUUGUUAUGGCUUCCCGGGAAGCACUCUUCUCCAUUUGGCCGCUAGAGGGGGUUCUCUUGAUUGCAUCUGUGAAUUGUUGGCUUGGGGCGCCAACCGACUUCAAAGAUUGUGUUUGUAUAAUUCUAAUAUUUUAUUGAUGUCUAUAAAUGGGAGUGUUUCAGGCCAUGAAAAGUGUGCGCCGAGGAAGACGAAAGCAGCAAGUGCAUUUGCACAGAUGCAUUACUGGGCAUCGACUCCUUUGGCAGGCGGUGACUCAAUCGCCGGCCGGCCGGCUGCUUUUCAUUUGAGCAGAAGAAGAACGCUAAGCUCUGCCAAAGGAGAUUUGCCCGGCAAUUCAUCUGCGCAAUAUUUCAAUAUUAUUCAUCACCAUUCUAACAUCACCAGAGUUAUAGCCUAG